Molecule: messenger RNA, 2450 nt
Organism: Lycium barbarum (goji berry)
Lineage: Eukaryota; Viridiplantae; Streptophyta; Magnoliopsida; Solanales; Solanaceae
Product: protease Do-like 2, chloroplastic
Exons: 21
Coding region: 94-1977 (627 amino acids)
Biological process (GO): proteolysis
Molecular function (GO): serine-type endopeptidase activity; protein binding
Source: RefSeq, a predicted model, not a curated record
UGGUUAAAACUUAAAACACAAAAUUAGAGUAGCCGGGGCAAGGAUAAGGGAAACAGCCCCAACAUCUCCUCUCUUGAGUUUUAGGUGGCAAAAAUGGCAGUGACAGCGGCAAACAGCUGGUUCUCUGUGCUCACCUCCAGCGGCGGCACUUGUCUUACAUCUCACCGUUUCUUUUCUACAUCCCUUAGACGACCAUCUUCUUUCUUCAUUCAUAAAGCUGCCGCCUCUCAAAAUCAAAACCAUGACAAAAAUCUUCUCAAGAAAUCAUCCUCUCAUUCCCCUUCACAGAAAGAAGCUGGUAAACAGAAGUUUCCACGGAGAUCAAAAAAUGAAGGGCCUUUUGCAAAUGCAGAUGGAAGGAGCAGUACAAAUAAAACAGGACGAUCUCCGACGACAGCAACUAAAUCAUUUGGUUUGCAGAGAAAAGGGAAGGGAGUUCCGAUAGACUCAAAGGAGCAGCAGGUAGAUACCAGUAGCAUCCAAGAUGCAGCUUUUCUUAAUGCUGUUGUGAAGGUUUACUGUACACAUACUGCUCCAGAUUAUUCCCUUCCUUGGCAGAAACAAAGACAAUUUACAAGUACUGGAAGUGCUUUCAUGAUUGGUGAUGGGAAGCUCUUGACGAAUGCGCAUUGUGUUGAGCAUGAUACACAGGUCAAAGUGAAGAAAAGGGGAGAUGACACAAAAUAUGUUGCUAAGGUUCUAGCUAGAGGGGUAGAGUGUGACAUAGCUUUGCUAUCCGUGGAAAGCAAGGACUUCUGGAAGGGAGCUGAGCCACUUAGUUUAGGACGGUUGCCUCAUUUGCAGGAUGCUGUAACUGUGGUUGGCUAUCCACUUGGAGGAGAUACAAUAUCUGUGACUAAGGGGGUGGUGUCGAGAAUUGAGGUUACAUCAUAUGCUCAUGGAUCAUCUGAGUUGCUGGGCAUUCAAAUAGAUGCAGCAAUAAAUCCUGGUAAUAGUGGCGGUCCUGCAUUCAAUGAUGAUGGAGACUGCAUUGGAGUGGCAUUUCAGGUUUACAGAUCAGAUGAUGCUGAAAAUAUUGGUUAUGUAAUCCCUACUACAGUUGUGUCUCAUUUUUUGGAAGACUACGAGAGGAGUGGGAAGUAUCGUGGGUUUCCCUGCCUUGGGGUGUUGUUGCAAAAAUUGGAGAAUCCGGCGCUACGUGCCUGCUUAAAAGUGCCAUCUAACGAGGGUGUACUUGUCCGGAAAGUUGAGCCCACUUCUGACGUCAGUAAUGUCUUGAAAGAGGGCGACGUGAUUGUUAGCUUUGAUGGUGUUCAUGUUGGGUGUGAAGGAACGGUUCCGUUUCGAUCAAGUGAACGUAUAGCUUUUCGCUAUCUCAUUAGUCAAAAAUUCACUGGUGAUUCAGUUGAGCUUGGCAUUAUAAGAGCGGGAGAAUUUAUGAAAGUUCAAGCAGUUCUGAAGCCGCGUGUCCAUUUGGUUCCUUAUCACAUAGAAGGUGGUCAGCCUUCAUACUUAAUAGUUGCAGGCUUGGUGUUUACACCGCUAUCCGAUCCACUAAUAGAGGAAGAAGAGGAUAGCAUUGGGCUAAAACUAUUAACCAAGGCUCGAUACUCUUCGGCCAAGUUCGAAGGGCAGCAGAUUGUUGUACUUUCCCAGGUCUUGGCGAAUGAAGUAAAUAUCGGGUAUGAGGAUAUGAGCAAUGAGCAGGUCUUGAAGUUGAAUGGCACCCGAAUUAAAAACAUUCACCAUUUGGCUCAUCUAGUGGAUUCUUGCAAGGGAAAAUAUUUAGUAUUUGAAUUUGAAGACAAUAUUUUGGUCGUUCUGGAAAGGGAGGAAGCCCAGUCAGCCUCAGCUAGUAUUCUUAAAGACUACGGCAUUCCAGCUGAAAGAUCAUCAGAUCUUCAGGGACCAUAUGUUGAUUCCAUAGAACAAGGCGAAGCAACCAAUCAACAAACAUUUGGUGAUAGUCCAGUUUCUAAUUCGGAAUUUGGCUAUGAAGGGCUUCUUUGGGGUUGAUCGCAUACCUUGAUUCUCACUUGAAGCCAGCCAUUUUUUCUAAGUUUUUCAUGCCUAAAAUUGUUAUUCUGGCAGCAAAAGAUCUAUUAUCACAUUUGUGAAGUUGACAGGGGGAAAGAAGUCGGAUAACCAAGCAAAAUCUGCAUGGUGACUCUACACAACAGUGCUUACUUGGCUGCCUCCUCAGUCUGUAACAAGAUAGGCCAGCAAAGUGGAUAACAUUUAUGUAGCAAAUAAUACGAUUGAUGGAUAAAGAAAAAGAUAAGGUCCAGUUGAAAUCGUUAUGCUGGUGGCUAUUGCCUUUAGGUGUAAUGGAAGUGCAUGGCCCUGCACAUUAAGUAUGCAGCAUUUUUAAGCUUUAUAUUUACAGGUGUAGGAUGUAAUUAUUGAUUUUUAGGAAAUUUUGAGAGUUGAUGUGAUUUGAAGUUUUUGUAGCCAUUUACAUAAUUGAAAGGAGUUUCCAUUUCUAUUUA